Molecule: messenger RNA, 600 nt
Organism: Aspergillus bombycis
Lineage: Eukaryota; Fungi; Ascomycota; Eurotiomycetes; Eurotiales; Aspergillaceae
Gene: hel10
Product: putative high expression lethality protein Hel10
Exons: 2
Coding region: 1-600 (199 amino acids)
Source: RefSeq, a predicted model, not a curated record
AUGUCUGGCUACGAUCAGUACAACCAGCAGGGCGGCGGCUACUACAACCAAGGCCAGCAAGGCUACGGUCAGCAGGGUGGCUACCCCCCUCAGGGCGGCUACCAGCAGCAGGGCUACGGACAGUCUUCUGGAUACGAUCAGGGAUACGACCGUAGCGGCAGCUCCGGCUCUGGCGCUGCCAGCGACUACUACGGCGGCAGCGGACAGUCUGAGCACCACCAGCAGUCUUACGGCGGUCAGCAGCACUAUGGCGGCCAGCAGCAAGGAUAUGCUCAGCAGGGUGGCUACGGAGGAUCCGGUGAUCAGGCCCCCGGCGGUGCUCAGGACGGUGAACGUGGCCUCGGUGGUGCUCUUGCCGGUGGUCUGGCAGGUGGCUUCGCCGGCCACAAGGCUGAGCACGGAUUCCUCGGUGCGGUUGGUGGAGCUAUCUUAGGUCACAUCGCGCAGGACGGCUGGAAGCAGCACAAGGAGAAGAAGGAGCACGAGCAGCAGCAGCAAGAGUAUGGUGGCUACGGUGGCAGCCAAUAUAGCGGUGGCCAGCCUCAGGGUGGAUCCGGCAACGGUAUGAUGGAUCAGCUUGGCCAGUUCCUCAAGCGGUAA